GUAACAACAGGACAAAGGAGGGUCUCAAACUCCAAUAAACUAGCAGUGAUGAAGCUAAACAUAGAUUCCCUACUGCCUGUUCAAUCAGCUGCUCUCCUGAAAAUCAGAGAUUAUUAGGUAAAAAAAGGAUAUGUGGAGACAAUUACGAAAAUUUAGCUGCAGUUCCAGUGCGAAAGAGAAGAAAUGGGAUGCUCUGAUCAUCGGCGGUGGCCACAACGGCCUUACAUCAGCCGCAUAUCUUGCUCGCUCCGGUCUCUCCGUUGCCGUUCUCGAGAGGCGUCACAUCAUCGGCGGUGCUGCUGUCACUGAAGAACUCAUUCCUGGUUUCAAGUUUUCUCGUUGUAGUUACCUCCAAAGCCUCCUUAGACCCUGCGUUAUUAAAGAAUUGGAGCUGAAGAGACAUGGAUUGAAGCUAUUAAAGAGGAACCCUUCAUCAUUCACGCCUUGUCGUGACGGACGCUAUCUUCUGCUUGGUCCUGAUAAGGAGCUUAACUCCUAUGAGAUUUCGAAGUUUUCUAAAUCUGAUGCAGAUGCUUACUCAAGGUAUGAGAGUCAACUAGACAAGUUCUGCGAAUUUUUGGACCCGCUUCUGGAUUCGUCUACACCGGAAACUCUACAAGGCUCUUCACAUCUCAAUACUCGUAUGAAGCACAAAUUGCAAAAUUCAGCAUUUUGGGCUAAUUGUCUGCGUCGAGCACUCCACUUGGGACAAAAGGAUCUAGUGGAUUUGAUGGACCUUUUAUUCGCCCCAGCUUCGAAGGUUCUGAAUAACUGGUUUGAGACUGAUGUUCUGAAAGCAACUCUUGCAACUGAUGCAGUGAUAGGGACUACGGCAAGUGUCCAUACACCUGGAAGUGGAUAUGUGUUGCUACAUCACGUGAUGGGAGAAUCUGAUGGUGAUCGUGGUAUUUGGUCGUAUGUCGAAGGGGGAAUGGGCUCGGUGUCAAUGGCUAUAGCUGCUGCUGCAAAGGAGGCUGGUGCAACCAUAUUGACAAAUGCUGAAGUCUCAAAAUUGAUGAUUGAAGACACCGGCAGAGUUCAUGGGGUGAUGCUGGAAGAUGGAACCAUAUUGCAUUCUUCUGUUGUUUUAUCCAAUGCAACGCCGUUCAAAACUUUCAUGGAUCUUGUGCCAGAUGAUGUGCUUCCUCAUGAUUUUCAUAAUGCUAUCAAGUGCUCUGAUUAUCGAUCUGCUACUACUAAAAUCAAUUUGGCCGUUGACAGAUUACCACAGUUCCAGUGCUGCAAUUUAAGUCAUCCAGAUGCUGGUCCACAGCAUAAUGGUACCAUUCACAUAGGACCAGAAAGAAUUUUAACGUUAACAACAGCAGGAACCAUCCCGACACAGCCCAAACCGGGGUGUCACAAGUCAUGAGCUACUACAGAAUCUGCUAUAGGUCUACAAAGUACGGAAUCUGAUACAACAGUCUGGAGAAAACAUACAUGAUAGAGGGUAAGAGGGACAAGGGGCUGCGGACGUCAACAACUACCUCGUAGCUCCAAAUCACUGCCUAGCCUGGACGGAAUCAGCGCUCA
Messenger RNA from Nicotiana tabacum (common tobacco), 1533 nucleotides. The record is from RefSeq and is a predicted model, not a curated record. NCBI's taxonomy places the organism in Eukaryota, Viridiplantae, Streptophyta, Magnoliopsida, Solanales, Solanaceae.